Molecule: messenger RNA, 460 nt
Organism: Limanda limanda (common dab)
Lineage: Eukaryota; Metazoa; Chordata; Actinopteri; Pleuronectiformes; Pleuronectidae
Product: E3 ubiquitin-protein ligase RNF170-like
Exons: 5
Coding region: 8-460 (150 amino acids)
Source: RefSeq, a predicted model, not a curated record
GAGUGACAUGUCCAAAGAUGAGCCUCUAUACUUCAGUAAUGAACCUGGACCCUCACACACAAAAGGUCAGGACCACAGACUGAGAGCAAAGUCUGCAGGGUCCAGCUGUCUGUCUCUGAAGAGUGACUGGUCAAUGGGACAUCCUCCUCUAAACUUCAGUAAUGAACCUGGACCCUCAUACACAGAGGAGAGGAAGAGGAGUCAUGUUUCUGAGGAGGAGCAGUCGUCCUGCUGUGCUUCGUGUCAGGACGUCCUGAAGGAUCCAGUCUCCACCAGCUGUGGACACUGGUUCUGCAGACAGUGCAUCACCUCAUACUGGGACCAGUCUGGUUCUUCAGGAGACUCCUCCUGUCCCCAGUGUGGACAAAGAUCCAGAACAGGAGCUGGAGCUCAGACAGCCGCAGAUCUUGGUCUGCAGGAGGUUUUAGAUGAACAUCAGGCAGCAUCAGAGUCGUCCUGA